Prorocentrum cordatum is the source of this 794-nucleotide messenger RNA. The record is from the annotation of a GenBank genome assembly. Lineage: Eukaryota; Dinophyceae; Prorocentrales; Prorocentraceae.
GGUGCAGGUCCGCGACGUCGUUCCAGCCGCUGAAAGCGCUGAUCCACCUCCCGCCGCCGAACGCCCGGAGCCACGCCCGGCGCACCACCGCCAUGGUGGAGAACUGGCCCCAGCCUGGGGGAGGGGCAGCCCCGGCCCGCGCGGCGGCGGGGGACGUCCGAUCCCCUCCACCCCUCAAAAGGAGGAGGAGGAGGAGGAGGCGGAGGAGGAGGAGGAGGAGGAGGAGGAGGAGGAGGUGCUGCCCAGGGUGACCCUGGCCCAGGGCUGCUACGAAGGCCGGGCCAGGGCGCGAUGGGACUGGCACGACACGGCCAUCUCUGAGAGAUCUGGCAGUUCUGGGAGCUGUCUGGGGCGCCGUGGCCGUCCCGGGGCGCCCCAGAAGGCCCUGACAGCGUCUUGGGGCGCCCUGGGACGAUUCGUCCUGCUCCCAGCCCGCCCGAAAAGUGGCCCCCACGUUUCCGUGGAGGCCUGGGCGGCCUCCAGAGCACCGAGCACCCCUCACGCGGCCAAGAGGGCCCUAGGGGGCCCCAGCACGGCGCGAGAAGCCAGGGCUCCCUGGGCCAGGAGCACCUCUGGCAACACUCGACUUCUGGGGGGCGGAGGACGAAGGGGAGGGCCCACAUCACCAUGAAGCAAGUGGGUCCUGAGGGGAGGGCCUCUUUGAGGCUUCUCGGGGCUGCCGUGGACGAACUGAGUGCAGCCUUUUGUUGGGCAGCCCACAGAAGGACGCACGCGCCCAACCACGUACAUGAACAUGGCCCCCAAAUCCGCGGGGCCGGGCGCGUGAUACGAAC